Triticum aestivum (bread wheat) is the source of this 2684-nucleotide messenger RNA. RefSeq names its product LEAF RUST 10 DISEASE-RESISTANCE proteinUS RECEPTOR-LIKE PROTEIN KINASE-like 2.4. Gene Ontology annotation, molecular function: polysaccharide binding; protein kinase activity; ATP binding. The transcript is spliced from 5 exons. The record is from RefSeq and is a predicted model, not a curated record. NCBI's taxonomy places the organism in Eukaryota, Viridiplantae, Streptophyta, Magnoliopsida, Poales, Poaceae. Gene Ontology annotation, biological process: protein phosphorylation. Bases 141 to 2168 code for a protein of 675 amino acids.
CCCCAUGCCCAGAAGGACGAACACGCAUAGCCAAGCGUCCCUUCUCCAUGCUCCACCUUGAGAAUGGAGAUGGCAUCGCAGUUGCGAGUCACGUUAGGCAGAUGCUUCCUUUGCUGCUCGUAGAAGUAUAGCACGUAGCCAUGGCAACACGAGCGGCACGCAGAUGCAAACUGCCUCCCUCUUCCUCGUUGAAAUCCAUGCUCAUGCUGCUGCUCCUCCCGCUCGCCUUCUUCUUGCUGCGCCCAACUACAGCCACCGGCAGCAGCGGAAGCUGCACGCCGGAGUCAUGCGGGGACCUGACCAUCAGAUACCCCUUCUCCCUCGCUGGAGUGCAGCCACUCUACUGUGGCUACCCAUCCUUCGAGCUCACCUGCGACACGGGCACCGGCCCCGCCUACCUGAGCAACACGUUCAGGGAGCACCUGUUCCGCGUCGACAACAUCUCCUACGCGGACAACUCCAUGGUGGCCGCCGUGCAGACAGCCUUCGCCGGCGACACCGGCUGUCCCGUCCCCGACUUCAACGUGACGGCCAGCCUCGCCCUCUUCCCGUUCAACAUCAGCGCCACAAACAAGCGCCUCGUGUUCUUCUACAACUGCACCGUGCCCGCUAGGUUCAUGCUGCGGCGGCUGUGUGCCAACAACACGAUGGGGGCGUACAUUUCCGGUCUUUGGGGCAGCAGUGAAGGCAGCACGCUGCCGCAGGGGGUUCCCACAAACUGUAUCUCUGUGAGCGUGCCGGUGCGCAGAGGGAUGGAGCCUCAUAUGCACUACGCGCAGCUGAUCAGAGAUGGGUUCCUCCUGGAGCUGCCGGCGCCGCUGGGAGACUGCUACAGAUGCAGACAGAUGAGCGGCGGGGAGUGCAGGUUCGAUCAGUUUGCGUUCCAGUGCGUCUGCCCCGACGGGAAGCUCUGCCCCAUUACCAAUACCACCCAAGUGACCAACUCAACAGCUCAUCCAGGUAACAAAAGGGCUGGCACAAAGAUACUACUAAUAGGUUUGACAUCAGCAGGUGCAGCACUGCUCUUUCCUUGUAUCUAUGUGCUGAUAUGGUAUAUGAGGGGAAAAAGAAACUGGUUUCUCCUCUGGAAAAAGAAUAGCAGCAGCACUGAAAGGCAUUACAAGGCCAUGAUAGUAUCAUAUGGGCCGCUUGCUCCAAAAAGAUACAUGUACUCAGAGGUAAUGAAGAUAACAUCUUUUCGCAAUAAGAAGCUUGGUCAGGGUGGUUACGGUGUAGUUUUUGAAGGAAAGCUACAAGAUGGUCGUCUGGUUGCUGUGAAAUUCUUGCAUGACUGCAAAGGAAAUGGGGAGGAGUUUGUAAAUGAGGUUAUGAGCAUUGGCAGGACCUCUCAUGUGAAUAUUGUUAGACUGUUUGGCUUUUGUUUGGAGGGAUCAAAACGAGCUCUUAUAUAUGAGUACAUGUGCAAUGGUUCCCUGGAUAGAUACAUUUACUCAGAGAACCCAAAAGAAAUUUUAGGAUGGGAGAGGCUCUAUGCGAUAGCAAUCGGGAUAGCUCGUGGACUGGAAUAUUUGCAUCAUAGUUGUAAUACACGGAUCAUCCAUUUUGACAUUAAGCCCCAAAAUAUCCUUCUAGACAAAUAUUACUGCCCCAAGAUUGCCGACUUCGGUCUUGCUAAGCUCUGUCGUACCAAGGAGAGCAAGCUUUCAAUGAUUGGUCCUAGAGGAACAAUUGGAUUCAUUGCUCCAGAAGUUCACUCACGAAACUUUGGACUUGUUUCAACAAAGUCAGAUGUUUAUAGUUAUGGAAUGAUGUUGCUAGAGAUGGUUGGAGGCAGGAAAAAUGUGAAAUCUGUGGCUGAACAAUCAAGCGAAAAGUAUUUCCCAGAUUGGAUUUAUGAUCACUUUGCUCGAGAUGAUGGAUUAGAGGCAUGUGAAGUUACAAGUGACAUUGAGGAAAUUGCAAGAAAGAUGACCUUGAUUGGCUUGUGGUGCAUACAAGUAUUACCUGUGUAUCGCCCUACUAUAACCAAAGUUCUAGAAAUGUUCGAGAGAAGCUUAGAUGAUAUGGCCAUGCCACCAAAGCAGAACUUCAGUGGACUACUCGAAAAUGCAGCUCAUAAUAUGAAUGUACAAAGUGCAAGCUCUACGACAUCUGAGGAGAUAAGGCUUGUGAAUUCAGGAAACACACAACAAUUUCCACCUCUUUGAGAAGGUUGGUAGUUGGGAAGGGCGUGCCGAAUAGAAGAGGCACAAUGUCAUACCUUUGAAUUCGUCUUGCAUUAGGAGUGGCGACAACAAACUUCCAUAGCCGGUUAUCAUAAAACCAUUGUUGAUAAAACUCACAGCAAUGUCAUCCACUGUUUUAAAUAGCCCGCUAUAGCUCCGCUAUAGCACGCUAUAACAUUUACAGAAGGUCUUGCGCUAAGUGACUUUGAUCCAAACAAAUGAACAAACAUUUUAAAUAGCUCGCUAUAGCUUCGCUAUAGCACGCUAUAGCAUUUAGAAAAGGUCCGCCGCUAACAGGCUUAGCGCGCUAUUUAAAACUAUGAUGUCAUCACAGGUUCGCAUUAUAGUUCUGCAAGAAACAAAAAUUAGCCUGCAUAUGGAGAUGUCAAUGGCAAUCAAUUAUUUUAUCCGACAGGCACCUAAAUGCAUGUCAUAUUUGUACUAGCGCAUACCAAGGUUAUACAACUUGCCUGUCACCAGGUGGUAACUGAAGCCUCC